Alosa sapidissima (American shad) is the source of this 1945-nucleotide messenger RNA. It is a transcript of the gene slc25a1a, whose product is annotated as solute carrier family 25 member 1a. The transcript is spliced from 9 exons. Gene Ontology annotation, biological process: mitochondrial citrate transmembrane transport. NCBI's taxonomy places the organism in Eukaryota, Metazoa, Chordata, Actinopteri, Clupeiformes, Clupeidae. Bases 140 to 1249 code for a protein of 369 amino acids. The record is from RefSeq and is a predicted model, not a curated record.
CAGCUUGGUCCAUCUGUUAUUGUGUUGGCUGCAGCCAAUUGGCUAAUGCAUCAGACGGUCUCGAGCUUAGGUUAGUGUCUGUGCAUUGGUGAAAUAACGAUUGACUGUGUUUGCAGAGAUUUGGGGACUGAAGGCAACCAUGUCGUCGUUGUGGAGACCGUUUUCCAUUUCGGAGGGACCGUGUAAAAAUGUAGGUUUAAGGGGUGGAUGCUCGCAGCAGCAGCACCAUCCAUUGACCUCAAUUCCAUCAUCAUCAUGUUUGAGUAACGUUAGCAUUAACCAUACAGGCGCUGCAGCAGUCUAUCGUUCCCAAGACUUCUAUCAUUCGUGUUCGUCAAAAAGGACAUUGGCUGCUGCUGCAGUUGGUGGAAGGAAAGUAACACACCCCGGGAAAGCCAUUCUUGCAGGUGGGAUUGCAGGCGGGAUAGAGAUCUGCAUCACCUUCCCAACAGAAUAUGUCAAGACACAACUUCAACUAGAACACCGAGCCAUCAACCCUAGAUAUAGGGGCAUUGGGGACUGUGUAAAGCUGACGGUGCAGGAUCAUGGCCUUAGAGGUCUGUAUCGUGGCCUCAGCUCCCUCCUCUACGGCUCUAUACCCAAAUCAGCCGUACGGUUUGGCACGUUUGAGGUGCUCAGUAAUCCUAUGAGGGAUGCCAAUGGUCGCCUUGACAACACGCGUAGCCUGUGGUGUGGCUUGGGAGCGGGCAUUGCUGAAGCUGUGUUGGUAGUCUGUCCCAUGGAGACGCUCAAGGUGAAGUUCAUCCAUGACCAGUGCUCACUACGUCCGCGGUAUCGCGGCUUCUUCCAUGGUGUUCGUGAAAUCAUAAGGGACCAAGGCAUUCGAGGCACUUACCAAGGGCUGACGGCAACAGUGCUGAAACAAGGGAGCAACCAGGCCAUCCGCUUUUAUGUCAUGAACUCCCUACGGAAUUGGUACAAAGGUGAUGACCCCAGACGUGACAUGCACCCAGUGGUGACCGCUAUGUUUGGUGCCACGGCUGGCGCAGCCAGUGUGUUUGGCAACACGCCCCUUGAUGUGGUCAAAACCAGAAUGCAGGGUCUGGAAGCUCACCGCUACAGAAGCACGGUGGACUGUGCAUUCCAGAUACUGAAGAACGAGGGACCCCAAGCGUUCUACAAAGGCACUGUGCCUCGACUGGGCAGAGUGUGUCUGGACGUGGCCAUCGUCUUUGUGAUCUACGAGGAGGUGGUCAAGCUGUUAAAUAACAUGUGGAAGACCGAAUAGGGAGGGAGAAGUGCCCUGGUACUUACCUGAAUGGUGGAGCGGUAGACAGCAGAUAGGGGAAGGUGUACUCUGGCUAAGAGUGCUACAGGUGCUACAUAGGUUUAACUGGGAGUGCUACAUAGGUUUAACUUGGAUUCCUUUCCAAAGAGAGUACACCAUCUGUGUCUGUGGAGUUAAAACAAACUGCUGACAAAGAAGCUAGAUGUUAAUGCACAACUUUUGUUCGUUAUCGAAAUACUUGUUCAGAUGUUCAGCCUUGCACAAUAUGUUUGUUUUUAUUUUGUUUUUUUUUUCACUGCUGUAAACUUGUUACAAGUGUCUUGUUAUUCACCAUGCUCUUACAUAGUUUGGUACAGAACAAAAACAAUGUAGUGUAUGGAUACCUUGUACCUAAAAGAAGUGUUAGUGAGCAAUACAAGAAAAUGCUCCAUCUUUAAAACUCUGAACAAUUUCUCUUCCUCAGCAUGAAGUUAAAGUAGCUCUGUGGCACUCAAAAACAACAAACUACAGUUGUCAUUUUGCAGAUCAACUAUAGCUCAAAGGCUCAUGGUGAACCUAUGCUGCUUUGAUAUUUUAGCACUAUUUUAGUUUUUGUUACAUAUUGACAUGACACUGAAGUAUUCUUAUCAAUUGAGACAAAUGCAAGUAAAAAGAUUUCCCUGUAUUAAAUUAAACACAUUAAACAAACACAUUAAA